Messenger RNA from Helicoverpa armigera (cotton bollworm), 1274 nucleotides. RefSeq lists its product as uncharacterized. NCBI's taxonomy places the organism in Eukaryota, Metazoa, Arthropoda, Insecta, Lepidoptera, Noctuidae. The record is from RefSeq and is a predicted model, not a curated record. Bases 230 to 850 code for a protein of 206 amino acids. The transcript is spliced from 4 exons.
CGGAUGUGAGCAGUCAGCGGGUAAGUGAGCCAAGACCUUAAGUCUGUUUUGAAAUGUGAACCAACUACAUGACUUCUUAGAAAACUACAAGUCAGCGAUUACUUAGACAUGCCAAGAUGUGAGGUGAGGCAUCUUACGGUGUCGGGUGUCUCCGGCCAUUCAAACAUUCCCUGGGAGACGAGGGCUGUGACGACGCUCUGGUGGACGGCAGGCGCCAUUCUCUGUCAGCAUGUCAGCCGCGCUCGUCGUUCUCGCGUUAUGCGUCGCGCCCCUCGCCCAGGCGGCGGUGCCGGGGACGUUCUUCUGGAAGCCGCGCGUUGGGUUGGAUCUCGCCGCACCCAUGAAGGGUGAGACGGGUCCGGCCCACAAGCCCACGUGGGCGAACAUCCACAACGGGUACGUGGUGCUGAUCGAGAGCUACCAGGCGGGGAUGACGGUGGCAGCGCUCGCGAGCUACCUGGAAGACGCGCACGACGGGCACCCGCAGUUCCACCUGUGCCGCGCGCACUACUACACCAACAUGUACCGCUGGGCGCUGCGCCAUCUCAGCCUCAUACCUGAAUGGCUGGGCGGCGGGGACACUCACUACGUGUCCACGCACAAGGUGUGGAAGAAGCGUUUCUUCUAUAUGGACUCCUUCGUACCGUCAUGGAUGCGCAAAAUAUUCUUCUGCGUUAGCGAUGAAUCCUGGGCGAAGGAAGAAGAGGAAUGGAAAAAGUUCGUCAAGUACGCCGAGCCCAACUUCGGCAAAUUUUACAGGUACCCCUCCAAGAAGUUCAACAACUACAAUUCGUUGCGCUUUGGGAACACCGUCGAGAACUUGGACAUCACAGGCGCUUCCAUUCCAUAAGUUAAGUGAUUGGUGCUCUGCACCUCCACAUGGUACAAUUAACAAGACUAAUUCUAGAAGUUUUUACUUAACGAACCGUAUAUGCCAACGAAUUAUUUGAUCUCUUUUUCUUUAGGUUCAGAUCCCUAAAAAUAGGUUUCGCAUUAUCACAAUGCUCGAUUUCUAUGUAUGUUACUCCUAUUAUUAUUGUCCAGUACAUUUAUGAAAGACAUUCAUCCGUGUUCGCUGAAACAGGCAGGUAGUGCAGUCAAAUCCUACCCGCAACCGCAGUACCUACUACUUAACUAAGCGUCACGCAUCGAUUGAGCAAAGCCUUUCUCAUGUGUCUAGGUUCAUAUAAGAAUUGAUUAUCUUAAUUAAUUACUUGCUACACAUUUAAGUACUUAAAUGAUAACAAACAUUAAAUAAAAAAACAGGUAUCUGG